Symbiodinium natans is the source of this 990-nucleotide messenger RNA. The record is from the annotation of a GenBank genome assembly. Lineage: Eukaryota; Dinophyceae; Suessiales; Symbiodiniaceae.
AUGGAGCUCCUUCGCUGUGCGGCGCAGAUCUGCUGUGGGGAGAGCCCGGCCCAACCCAAGCCAGGGGUCUUGGGGUCCACGGCCGCGCCAGUUCCUUCAGUGGCACCCCCCAGCCAGGUUACCCUGACCGGUCGGAGGAAGAGUCUGUUGGUGGGCAUUAAUUACUUUGGCACCCAGAACGAGCUCCAUGGCUGCGUCUCCGACGUCCAACGAAUGUUGCCGCUCUUGGACCAGCUUGGGUUCCCCAGCAACGCAGAGAGCCGGAGGGUAAUGGUGGACACGCCGGACUGGCCACAGCAGCUCCACCCCACGCUGGCCAACAUGAGACAGGGCAUCGCCUGGCUGACCCAAGAUGCGCAGCCGGGGGACUCUUUGCUGUUCCAUUACUCCGGACAUGGCGGCCGCAUGCCCCGCACAGAUGGGCGGAGUGAGUUUCACGAGACGCUCUGCCCUGUGGAUAUGGAUGCCGCGGGCAUGCUCUUGGACUCUGAGCUCUUUGAGACACUGGUGCGGCCUCUCCCCAGCGGCUGCCGACUCACGUGCAUCCUCGACAGCUGCCACAGUGGUGGCGUGCUGGAUCUGCCCUUUAUCUUCGUGGGCACGCAGGAGAAUUUGGCCUCUGCCUUGGCGGGGGAAGCUGCGCAGAUGGCGAUGUCGAAAAAUUGGCUUCAGGAUUGGCAAGCUUGGAAGGACAGCGACGACCCUGCCAUGCUGCUUUCAGAUGUGGCUUCCAUGGGGAUGGACCUGUGGGGCCUUUGGGGCAAAUACAAUGAGACGCGGGGUGCCAACGAGCAGGGUUUUCGCACCGACGAGGCCGAGAAUGCUGGCAUUGCUGUGGGCGAAGUGGUGGCCUUCACGGGCUGCGCCUCCGAACAAACCAGCGCUGAUGUAGGAGACGUGGGCUCGCAGUUCCAGCCGCCAGUUCAAAGAUGGGGGGGAGUUGCGCAGGGGCAUGACGUAGAGGCCUCGUGUGAAGGGACCUGGAGAUAA